Anarrhichthys ocellatus (wolf-eel) is the source of this 3597-nucleotide messenger RNA. RefSeq names its product von Willebrand factor A domain containing 7 (gene vwa7). The transcript has 17 exons. The record is from RefSeq and is a predicted model, not a curated record. Lineage: Eukaryota; Metazoa; Chordata; Actinopteri; Perciformes; Anarhichadidae. Bases 322 to 3387 code for a protein of 1021 amino acids.
AGGAAACGCACCCGAAGCCACCUCAGUGUCAACUAGUCUCUUAUCCGAGUUAAACAGUGCUUCUUCCGUUAUUUUUCUUUCCCAGGAGCUGGCCAGAGGCAAGAGCCCAAGGACAGACAAACGUGAAGACUGAAUACUUUUGCUACACAGACAGGAUUGCUGCGAUACUGUGCACAGUUUCCUCUGCUGACAGGUUGCGGUGAGAGUCCAUCACAUGAACAGGCAUGUGUGGUCUCUGCUAAAUGCUGUGGUGUCUGAACAAAAUCAAAAAACAAAAGAAAGUCUACCAUGAUGAACUGAGGUAGAUCUCUGCAGGACACGAUGUCACAGGACAGAGGAAGAUUCUGGGACGGGAGUGGAAAGCCGGUGUUUAUUCUGGCUUAUCUUCUCGUCCUGGCUUUGCCGUGCAUGGGCUUCCUCCCCAACUUUUGGUCACGAGUGUUAACGCUGUCUUUGAACUCGCACACACACCAGCACAUCACAGAGCAGGCCAUUCUCAACGUCACCAUGGAGACUCUGAGGGGCAUUAAAAACCACCAGGGGAGCCAUGCAGAGGAAGAGACCAGACUGGGCCGUGGCUUCUGGAGAGCCGUGGGAGAGGUGGUGAAGUCCAAUGCGGCCAUGGACUUCUUGAGCUCCACCAGGUCGGACCCGGUGUACCACUUUGAUUCAGAGCGUGUGGACAGCUCCAUGGGGAUGUUGCGGCAGUUCUGGGCUCAGACUCUGCUCUCAGUACGAGCCAAAGAGUACCAGAGUGCCCGGCACAGCUUGGGACAGCUAUUUCACUCCCUGCAGGACUUUUACAGCCACAGUAACUGGGUUGAGAUGGGCCAGCGCUUCAUUUACCUCCACCUGCUGCAGCCAGAGGAGCCUGCCAUCCCUGUGGCUGCAGAAGACACUCCUACCUGUAUGGAGUGCUUCAGUGCCACCUGUCGAGACAACCUCCUGGCAAGAAUGACAAACGGACAGCAGGAGACCCAGCUGCUCACCACUGGCUACUUCAGCACUUUCCCUCCAAAACCUCACGGCAAAUGUAGCCAUGGAGGCAUUCUGGACCACAGCCGCUACCUGGGGGCCAAAGGGGGCAUCAACAAGGACAGCACCUCACCUCUCUUCUCCCCUCACCAUUACCUCCACAUGGAAGCUGCCAAUUUAGCUAUGGAGGCCACCCUGAGUGUACUGAGAGACAUCAGAGACACCGUGGGCCAGAAAACCUUCCUCAGGCUCUUCAGCGUGAAGCAGGUCCCCGCAUUGGUGUUUGUCAUAGACACCACAGGCAGCAUGUUUGAAGAGAUCACUGCCGCUCGCUACCGGGCCCACUCCAUCAUCCAGAGCCGAGCCAGCAGCCCAGGGCAGCCGGGCACCUUUCUACUUGUGCCCUUCCAUGACCCAGAGAUAGGACCGGUCUAUGAGACCGAUGACCCAAAUCAGUUUAUGCAGCACAUGGAGAACCUGAUGGCGCUGGGAGGAGGAGACGAACCAGAGAUGUGUCUCUCUGCCAUUCAGCUGGCACUCACUCACAGUCCACCGCUGUCGGAGAUCUUUGUAUUCACCGAUGCUUCCCCAAAAGACGCCCACUUGUUUGACGUGGUAAAGGCCCUCGCACUUGAGAAACAGACGAAGGUGACUUUUCUCCUAACUGAAGACCCAAAAUACACAUCGGAGAGUAGAGGGAGGAGGAAGAGGAGGAAGAGGAGGAGGAGAAGGGAACUUUUGUCCCCUGAUCGUUUCUCCCUCUACUCUUCCCUGUCCUCCCUGUCAGGAGGACUGACAAUAUUCACCACCAACUCUGACAUCCGCAGUGUCUCUGCCAUAGUGGAGGAUAACACAGCCAUCGACAAGGUGACCCUCCUCCAUGUGGAAAGUGACGAAGAGUUGAUGUCCUCCCAUUCCUUCAGAGUUGACAGCUCAGUGAAAAACGUCACACUACACGUCACUGGCAUCCUCACAGAGUGUGUCCUCACCAGCCCAUCAGACCAAAGCCAGUCUCUGUUGAGCCAGCAAGGCCCUCUAGCAGAGUUGGAGCGCUUCGUUGGUCUGUACCGUAUCAGCCUGCUGUCUCCUAUUCAGCCAGGCAAGUGGAAACUCCAAGCCAAGAGUGACGGACACCUCACAUUCAAUGUGAUAGGUGACAGCAGUGUAGAUUUCCUGUAUUACUUUGCCACAGUAACCAAUGAGACACACCCAGGUCUGGCCAGAGUGGAGGGUAGUCCAGUAGCAGGUGUUCCUGCCUUUCUGGUGCUGGCUGUGACGGGCCUGGCUCCAGAUGAGGAGGCGUCUUUCAGUCACGUGACCCUGCUGGGAGCUGACGGGGAAAGCAUCCAGCAGGUCAAGCUGAACUCCUCCUCCUCGUCAUCAUCAUCAUCAUCAUCAUCAUCAUCAUCAUCAUCAUCAUCAUCCUACUCUGUGGAGGAGCUGGUGGGAUGGUUGGACUCUGUUCCCAUAGUCCCAUUCUGUGUUCGGCUGACGGGCCGAGACAGCAGAGGAGACAAGCUGGAGAGGGUUUCCGCAGAGAGGGUUCAGCCCACUCAUGUUCAGAUACAGGUGUUGUCUGUCCCCCGCCUGGUACCUGGUCACAGCUCAAUGGUGUCCUUUCACAUCCUGAACCAUGGCCCGGCCCGACUCUUCAGUCUGACUGCUGAUGACGACUGUGGAUAUCUUCAUAAGAGAGGACCUCACAGGUUCCAUGUUGCAGAACAAGGGUCUUUCCGCGGUCAGGUGGACGUCCUCACUCCUGCCACAGCUCAGGCAGGAGCGACUGUCACCCUAACACUCACUGUGCACGCUCUUGACUCUCCGGACUCAAAUUACGCAGUGGCCUACAUGACUGUGAUCCCUCCAGAUCCUGACACGUCCCCACCAUCCUGCUCUGCUGCACGAGUACAGUCCACGUGCCCUUCCACUUGCAACGAGUCUAGCUGGAGCGUAUCUCUGGUCGUGUCAGACAGGGGGCGCUCCGGCCUCGCUGCCCUUCAGCUACAGAGCGGUGAAGGCAUUCUGACUUUAUUCCACAGCCCCCCACCCACAGAGGACAGCCUGGGAGAGGACCGGCCCGGCCAGGACCAGCAACAGGCACACAGGGACAAGACAACCAGUGGAGGUCACCACCACCACCACAAGGCCAGAUUAGAGAAAGGAGACCCACCUCUGAAUGUUUCUGAAUGGUCCCCUGGCUCAUCUCAGCCGCUGUGGGUGACGUACAUGUCCAGCUGCUGCUCUGCUCGGGCUGAGCUGCUGGUGUGGGACACAGCUGGAAACAUGAAGCGCUGCCAUCUAACGUCUGGCCAGCAGAGAGACAGGAGCACAGAAACCAGUGGAGCCGGACGGAUUACACCCACACCAGUGUUUUUCUUGUUGUUGGGUCUGCUGUGGUCCUUUCUGCUUUAGGUCGAUGUGAUUACAAAUGUUUUGCAGGCCAAAUCUAUGUGUUGAUCACUGGGUACCAGCAGCCCACACAAAAGAGACACAAAAGACAGAUACAAAAAGAAAAGAAAAGUAGUCUGAUAAGGAAAGAAACAUAUCUUUCUUAAUGACUGAUUUGUGCUUGCUACUGUAAUUUGUAAAGAAUGUGCACUAAAUAAAGGGUUAAUAAUUGUA